This is a messenger RNA of Peronospora matthiolae, 162 nucleotides long. The record is from the annotation of a GenBank genome assembly. Lineage: Eukaryota; Oomycota; Peronosporomycetes; Peronosporales; Peronosporaceae.
AUGAUAAUCGGAGAGCGAGCGAGCGAGUGGGAGGGUGAAAAGACUGACCUGCGAGAGUUGAUGGACCUGGUAGAGUGGAUAAUGGAGGAAUGCCGGGAUUCAGACACGGGCGCUGUUGAGGGAAGAGUGGUGGAGCUCGAGGGCUUCUUUUGCUAUAAAUAG